AGGCACUGGAUGCUGACCGGAAUGUCCUUAACAAGAUGAAAAAGGCUGCCAAGGCUAAGCACAAUGCAGGAGAAGAGCACAUCACGCACCUUGAGGUUUAUAUUGCCACACUGGAAAAGCUAUCAUCAAACUGCCGGGACAAUGGAGAGGAAGCUCUGAGCAAUGCUUUCAGUGCCUUUGCUGAGUUGUCCAAGGAAUUGUUGACACCCAUGAAGAACAUGCUGCAGAGUUUUAAUCACAAUAUUAAUUACUUUCUGAACUCGCUGGUUAAAGGAGAUCUGAAGGAAGUGAAAGGGGAUUUAAGAAAGCCUUUUGAAAAAGCUUGGAAAGAUUAUGAAAACAAGUUCACUAAAAUUGAGAAGGAGAAGAGGGAGCUAGCCAAGCAGUACGGAAUGGUGCGAAAUGAGGUGGCUGGAGGAGAAAUCGCCGAAGAACUGGAGAAGGAACGAAGGAUGUUUCAGCUGCAGAUGUGUGAAUAUUUGAUCAAAGUCAAUGAAAUAAAAAGCAAGAAAGGUGCAGACCUUUUGCAGAAUCUCAUCAAGCAUUACACCUCCCAGUGCAACUUUCUGCAGGAAUGUUUACAAGCCACUGAAAAACUGAAAUCGUACAUUGAAAGCCUGACUACAGAGCUGCAAAUUAUCAAGACCAGGCAGGAGGAGGAGAAGAAGCAGCUGUGCUCUCUGCGGGACCUGCUCAGGCCUACUCUGCAGGUCGAACCCAAAGAGGUAAAGAGAUUCCAUCAGUAAGCAGCUGGUGUACAGUAUGCACCAAUUACAAGGAAAUAUGCAGUAUGGCACAGAAAAAACAUGGCUAUCUGUACAAAAAGAGUGACGGGCUCAGAAAAGUUUGGCAGAAGAGGAAGUGCUCAGUGAAGAACUGUUACCUGACCAUUGCUCAUGGCGCGCCAAACCGCCAGCCGGCCAAAUUGAAUCUGUUGACGUGCCAGGUGAAGCCUAACAUGGAAGAUAAGAAAUGCUUCGACCUCAUAUCACAUAAUCGAACAUACCAUUUCUUAUUAGAGGAUGAACAGGACUGUGUUGCGUGGAUCUCAGUACUUACUAACAGUAAGCAGGAAGCUUUGAACAUGGCAUUCCACGAAGCGCGUCCCAGCGAGGAGAACAGCAUUGAGGAUCUCACUAAAGCCAUUAUAGAGGACAUCCGGCGGAUGCCGGGGAAUAGUGUGUGCUGUGACUGCGGAGCACCAGAUCCAAUGUGGUUGUCCAUCAAUCUUGGUAUAUUGACGUGUAUUGAAUGCUCCGGUGUCCAUCGAGAGCUUGGUGUCCAUCACUCCCGAAUCCAGUCACUGUCAUUGGACAAACUUGGGACCUCAGAGCUUUUGCUCGCCAAAAAUGUUGGUAACUCUGGAUUUAAUGACAUUGUAGAGGCCGGUCUCCCUUCUCCGACAAUCAAACCUACAACAGACAGUGCAAUGGCUCAGCGAAAAGACUUUAUAAAUUCCAAGUAUGUACACUGGUUGUACACAAAGAGAAGCAACACUCACCCUGUGGCACGGCUGCAUGAACUUCAAGAGGCUGUUCAAUUUAAGGAUGUGUAUGCACUGAUCCAAGCUUAUGCUGAAAAGGUGGAUCUAACCGAGCCAAUUCCACAACCGGCACAGGAGGCUGGUGAAACCAUUCUUCACUUGGCGGUUUUAUUGUCAGACCGUACAUCUUUACACAUUGUGGACUUUUUGGUGCACAACAGUGGGAACCUAGUGAAGCAGACGGUCCGAGGCAACACCCCUCUCCAUUACUGCAGCUUGUAUAAUAAAACUGAGAGCAUGAAACUCUUCCUGAGAGCCAAAGUCAAUGUAAAGAUCAAAAAUGAAGCUGGGGAGACCGCGUUGGACAUUGCCAGACGGCUAAAGCACACCCUUUGUGAAGAUUUGCUGCUGCAAGCUCAGAACAAUCAAUUUAAUAUGCGUGUUCACGUGGAAUAUGAGUGGCGUCUGCGCCAGGAUGAUAUGUAUGAAAGUGAUGACGAUCUCGAUGAAAAGCUGGGCCCCGUCAAAAAGGAGCGAAAUCUGCGGCCAUACAGUUGCUUCCAGUCGCCCCCAGUUCUCCGUUUCCAGACAGAGGACCUCCUACAUCAUUUUUAAGACGGGCUUCACAGGUGUCUCAGGACUCACGUUAUGAUAUAGGAAGUGGACAGUUGAAUACUGAAAAUGCAGGGACUCCAACAACGCCAUAUACACCACCUCUGCCACCCCGUAAUCCUAUCAGAGCACCCAAUGUACCACCACCACCUCCUCCUGCCAGCCCCUCACCUAUCCCCAAAAAGCUGCCUGCUACACCUCCACUGACUACAAAGCACAAGAGGGCGCUCUCAGAGCCAGCCCCCAUCAUUCCACACAGUCCCUCCAGCCAAAGCAGCCUCCAUUUCGACUAUGGUUCCUGUUGUACAUCUCCUUCCAAAUAUCUACAGUCGGAAGUUAUGUCCAGAAGACCAAGCAUUGGAUCUCCAAAACUUAGCAGUCUUCAUGAAGUGCCGGAGGUCCCACCAAAAGUUGAUUAUAGGACAGAAGGAUAUUCAAAAACAGGAAACCAAAGAUCUACGCAUACCAGCACAUCUCCAGCAUCAUCUGUGCAGGAACUGUACCGCGUGCCAACGCCUAACCAAGAGCCUCCUCAGCCAAUGCCACGGAGGAUGAGUCUGAGUAAACCAAGGCUCAGACGGGUGAAGGCUUUGUUCGACUGCACAGCCGAUAGAGAAGAUGAGCUCACAUUUAGCACAGGAGACAUUAUUGUAGUCACAGAUGAGGAGGACGACAACUGGUGGAAUGGCUACAUCGAUGGUCAGUUGCACAGAAGAGGAGUUUUCCCGGCAUCCUUUGUGCACAUUUUAACUGAUUAG
Messenger RNA from Staurois parvus, 2853 nucleotides. The record is from the annotation of a GenBank genome assembly. NCBI's taxonomy places the organism in Eukaryota, Metazoa, Chordata, Amphibia, Anura, Ranidae.